UCAAAACUUAACCAUUAAGUCUCUCUCUCUCUCUCUCUCUCUCUCUCUCUCUUUUUAGGCGACUGGGCUCCAAAUGAAUCACCACAUUAUCUCACUACAUUAACUGGGUUUUACCUUCCAGCAAACAAAAUUCAGAAUUUCCCUCAAACUGAAGCCAUGAGUGAAGAAAAUGAGAUGUCAAGUUUUUCGAUGUUACCGGAGGCGUGCAUGUCAUACAUAUUCUCAUUUACGUCCCCAAAAGAUGCUUGUAUUGCAUCCGCUGUUUCUAUGGGAUUCAAAUCUGCUGCUGAAUCUGAUUUAGUGUGGGAACAGUUUCUUCCGUCGGAUUAUCAAGAUAUUAUUGCAAGAUCGGUUUCUCCGGUGGUUUAUUCUUCCAAAAAGGAACUUUAUUUUCAUCUUUGUGAUUCUCCUCUCCUCCUUGAUGGUGGCAAACUGAUUUUUAGACUGAGCAAGUCGAGUGGAAAAAAGUGUUUUAUGUUGUGCGCAAGGGAACUCAGCAUUAUAUGGGCAGAUAGUCCACGGUACUGGAAUUGGAAGACUCUUACAGAAUCAAGAUUUGCUGAGGUAGCAGAACUAUUGAGUGUUUGCUGGCUUGAUAUUCAUGGCAAAAUGCAAACUCGAAUGUUGUCUUUGAAGACUAACUACGCCGCAUAUCUCGUGUUCAAAAUCCUCGAAAAUUCUGGUGGGCUCUACUCGCCCUCAAAGGCAUCUGUCAAACUUGUUCAACAAAGCAUGGUACAGGUUGAAGGUGAGAACAACACUGUGUAUUUAAAACAACCACCGCUUGGACAAGGAAGUUGGAUCGAAGUAGUUCCAAGUAUCCAUGGUCGGAUGCCGAAAGAAAGAAGGGACACGUGGAUGGAGAUUGAAUUGGGAGAAUAUUUCAAUGACGAAGGAGAUGAAGGUGAUAUUCAGAUGCAACUUUUGGAGACUGAGCUGCUUCAUUGGAAGCAUGGCCUUAUUAUCGAAGGGAUUGAGCUUCGGCCCAAGGAAGAUUAGAGUGAUCAAUAAAUUGUUAUUUAGUUUUAAGUGAGACGGUUUAACAAUAUAUUAGUCUUCACUUGUGCUUGUGUCUUAAGUCGUUGGAAAUGCGAGAAAUAUGGUUGUGUGUAUAUGAUGAAUACCUCGCUCACGUUUGCAGUAGUUUUAUGCCGUCUUAAAUAAAUGUGUUAUGGUUUGUCCAUUGUAUUCUACCUAUACUUUGUAAUCAAUCCUAAAUCAAUUAUCCUUGACUA
Olea europaea var. sylvestris is the source of this 1235-nucleotide messenger RNA. Its product is annotated as F-box protein PP2-B10-like. The record is from RefSeq and is a predicted model, not a curated record. Bases 157 to 999 code for a protein of 280 amino acids. Gene Ontology annotation, molecular function: protein binding. NCBI's taxonomy places the organism in Eukaryota, Viridiplantae, Streptophyta, Magnoliopsida, Lamiales, Oleaceae. The transcript is spliced from 3 exons.